AUGUCUGCUGGGCACAGAGAGACGCCGCGAGACACUACAUGUCAAACUGGGACUGUUGUUUUUUCCUCCAACCCUCUGACGAGUGAUGUGGAAUCAGACUGGUCUCCAAUUCACGACGCAGCCUUUAAUGGACGAGUUCUCGCUCUGCAAAGACUCAUUACUCAGGGUAAAUGUGUCAAUCUGAACACACUGGACCAGGUCUCUCCUCUCCAUGGGGCUUGUGUACAGGGACACGAGGCUUGUGCCAAACUUCUGAUUGACAACGGCGCAGAUGUAAACAGAUUGACGGUGGAUGGCAAAUCUCCUCUGACAGAGGCCUGCGCCCGGGGUCACGUGACCUGCGUGGCGUUGCUCCUUCAGCACGGAGCGACUCCCGUGGGGAUCAACCAGUCCAGCUCUCCAAUCCACUGGGCUGCAUCCAAAGGUCACCCGGAGUGCAUUGCUCCUCUCGUUCAGCACGGUGCAGAUGUGGAUCAGUACAUUGAACAGCUGGGUUCCCCUCUGCACGUCGCCUGUUCCAAUCGGCACCCGGGUGCUGCCAGGAAACUGCUGCAGCUCGGAGCCGGUGUGAACCACAGUGUGUCCGGUGACUCGCCCCUGCACAUCGCCGCCCGUCUGUCCGACCCGGAGCUGGUGUCUCUGCUGCUCGACCACGGGGCCGACCGCUCCCUCAGGAACCCGGAGGGCCAACGGCCGCUGGACCUCGCCCCCCCCAGCAGCCCGGCAGAGAGGCUGCUGAGACAAGCAGGAGAAGUGCCUCCUCUAAUCCAGAUGUGCAGGCUGAACAUCAGGAGAGCUGUGGGCAAGCGAAGGCUGGGUGGGAUUCAUGACCUUCACCUCCCCACAGAACUGAAACUCUACCUCCUCUACCAUUAA
This is a messenger RNA of Limanda limanda (common dab), 876 nucleotides long. RefSeq names its product ankyrin repeat and SOCS box protein 9-like. Lineage: Eukaryota; Metazoa; Chordata; Actinopteri; Pleuronectiformes; Pleuronectidae. The transcript is spliced from 7 exons. Gene Ontology annotation, biological process: positive regulation of protein catabolic process; intracellular signal transduction; protein ubiquitination. The coding region runs from base 1 to 876 and encodes 291 amino acids. The record is from RefSeq and is a predicted model, not a curated record. Gene Ontology annotation, molecular function: protein binding.